UCGUGGUGUGAAGAGAGACGACUAUGGCACGAAAGCUCCCACCAUGUGCGCAGCACGAGCUUUCUGCUGGUUUGAAGCUUUCUGGCGCGUGCGACGCCGCAUCGGCAUCCCAUCACACCGCAAGGCUCAGUCGAAAGCCCGUUGUCGUUGUUAUUGGUUCAGUUACUAGUUGGCAAAACGGUUUUUGUGUGUCGCGUUCGCGCAAUCUUGCCCCGGAAGGGCGCGGGAGAAGGAAAAAAAUCGCGACAAAGAGGAAGUAAAGCGUGCUUUCUCUUCUUGUUUUUUUUCCAUAUCCACACCACCUACAUCAUCCUUCCCUCACUCGAAGAAACAUCACCUUUUCUUUCCUCAUUGUCACGCGUUUUAUUUGUCGGUGUGUCACUUUUUGGUGUUCAACGCGAUACAAAAGAGAGAAAGGCUUUUGAGCUGCUGCAACAAAGGGGUGUGUGGUGAAAGCGGGAAAUUAUAAAGAGGGCUCUAAAUUCCAAAACGGUUCAAAAGAAAGGUCACAGCCUCCUGGCGGGCGCUUCGAGUCUGGCCCGCAAAAUGUCCAUUGUGCUGUGUAAUGUGGCCUCAUCGACCGGCGGUAGCAAUGAUAACAACAACAAUGCCGAUAACGCCAGCGACGACUCAAAUCCUGUCACAAUUUACAGGUGCCGAGCGCCAAUAGCGUCCCUUGACUGCAUGGAAGAGUUCAGUGGUACGGGCCAUCUUGAUUUCGGGCGCUCGAUCAGUCUCGGCUCCAAUCCAGCUCUGCCUCUGAGACACAGUACAAACACCACUCCGGGUCUUCGGUACAAGAAUCUGGGCAAGAGUGGCCUACGGGUGUCCAAUGUGGGCCUUGGCACAUGGCCCGUCUUCUCAUCCGGUGUCCCGGAGGAGCAGGCAGAGGCCAUAAUACGAUUGGCUGUGGAGAGUGGAAUAAAUUUAUUUGAUAUCUCCGAAGCCCAUUCGGAGACGGAGCUGGGAAAGAUUCUGCAGAAAUGCGCGUGGAAGAGGACGAGCUUUGUGGUGUCGACGAAGAUCUACUGGAGUACAAAGUCAGAGGAGCGCGGACUAUCGCGGAAGCACAUCAUUGAGAGUGUAAAGGCGAGCCUGCAGCGCCUUCAGCUGCAGUACAUUGACAUUGUGAUAAUUCACAAGGCUGACUCCAUGUGCCCCAUGGAGGAGGUUGUCCGAGCCAUGAACUACGUCAUUUCCCAGGGGUGGGCCAUGUACUGGGGCACAGCACGGUGGUCACCCGUGGAAAUAAUGGAGGCCUACACCAAUUGCCGGCAAUUCAACUGCAUCACACCCAUUGUGGAGCAAGCAGAGUACCACAUGUUCAAUCGCGAAAAGGCCGAACUCUACCUGCCUGAGAUGUACAAUAAAAUUGGUGUGGGACUAAUGGCAUGGGGACCACUGUCAAUGGCACUGGGGGAUACGCAGAAUGGUGAGAGAAUUCUCUUCUCAAAGGGCUCCUUCAAGACAAAGAGCCACAGCUAUUCGUGGACGGAGGAUGAGGCCAAUAAGGAUAGUUUCGGCUGGAGCAAGGAACGCCUCGAGGAAGGACGUCGUCAGGUUGAUAAAAUUAGAGAUGUUGCAACACUUGCUGAGAAGUUAGGUUGUAGUCCAACGCAGUUAUCAAUAGCGUGGUCAUUGAAGCAUGAACCAGUGCAGUGCUUACUCCUGAGCGCCAUAACUCCGGAGCAACUGCAUCAGAGUCUUCAAGCUCUACAACUCUUGCCACGCCUGUCGACGGCUGUAAUGUUGGAAUUGGAGCGCCUGUUGGACAAUAAACCCGUUCGGCCACCACCAAUAUCAACCCUUGCGCUUCGGUGACAAUCAGCCUGCCCCCCGGGGCCACCCAGUUCAACUGGACAACCCUGCGGGGCAGAGUCACCCAAGGAGGAGGACUUGAGCAUAGGUGAGGAACCGAAAGAAGCUUCGAAGAUCAGUUUCUGUGAAAUUCAGUGACGAAAGGAGACCUUAGACAGUAGUAACAAAUUGCAAAUGCCACCGUCAGAGGCCACACAAUCCGAAAAACAGUCCAAUUCAAAUAUCAAUUUAACACGUUCAACGCUAGGUCUUAACACACGCGUAGUUAGUUCAUCGAAUCUAGGUAGCAACGAUAAUGAUAACGAUACCGCACGCCAAUUAGUUGAUAACAUUAAGUCAAUUGAUUUGGGGGCGGGACACGAAGACGCCGCGGCCGCGCGCAAGGCCAUUAAGCGCAAUUCCGCCAGCCUCAUAAGCUUCAAGUCGCUUGAUAUCAAUCUCAAGAGCAUCUAUGCCGGCUUCAGGGCUAAGAAUUCAUCGGGUGAGGGAUCACGGGGUGGUGGGAGUGGUAGCAGUACAGCCCCAUCGAGCGGCAGCAGCAUCCGCCGGACGCCAUACUUGAAGAUUGAGGCUGUGGACAAGGAUGAGGCGGAGUCACUGCUCACGUACUGCCAGAGUCCAGGCAUGAAUCGGAGCCACAGGGGCAGUGUGGACAGAUCACCGGGCUUCCUCAAUAUACACGCGGACCAACAAUCCCAAUCGCAAUCGAGUUCGCCUUACCUCUCCAUCAGUCCACCCCACAUCAGGCGUUCCUCCACAUCUGACAUCAUUGAUAAGAAACCACCUGGAACGGAUAGUCGUCGUCCCAGUACAAGUAGUUUGCUGCGGAAGGCACGCGAGCGUAAGGGGAGUGAAUGUGGGGCUCGUAUGGGGCGGAGUAUCUCACAAGGGGGGCUAACGCGUGGUGGCAAACGCGGUGGGCGCCGCACAAGUAUGGUUUUCUAAAAAUUUAACCAUCUCCAUUCGUGACUCCCACGCUCAAGUCUUCUCUACAACAUCGAAUGGCAAUUUCAAGAUGGCCACAGUUCACACUGAGGGUGCUCUUUACUUUCUCACUGCGUUCUUAUUUUUAACAAUGGCGGUUGAUUGUCGGUUAAUUUAAAUUUGUAGGUUUUUUUUUGACAUGUGCUAGGUGACAGUUGACAGCUUGUUUUUGACAUUUGGUGAAGAUUUUGAUUGUUUUACUGUUUAUUUUGAUGAAUUUUCAAAAAAAAAAUCUAACUAGCAAUGACAGUUGGAAUUUUUUUUAUUAACAAAUCUUUAGAUUUUUUUUAACAUAACUUUUUUAUUACAUUAAUUUUCUUGUAGAUUUUGGUAAAGAAUAUAUAUUUGCAAAUUUUGUGAUUUUUCGCGUAGAUUUUAGGAUAAAAUUAGUUUGUAAUUUACACACUCUCAUGGACAGUAGAUGGCGUUAGUUGUCCAAAUAUCUGAUGAGUUUCUCAAAGAAUUAAUUCAACAUGAAAAAAAUAAA
Messenger RNA from Lutzomyia longipalpis, 3289 nucleotides. Its product is annotated as voltage-gated potassium channel subunit beta-2-like. Gene Ontology annotation, biological process: potassium ion transport; regulation of potassium ion transmembrane transport. Gene Ontology annotation, molecular function: voltage-gated potassium channel activity; potassium channel regulator activity; transmembrane transporter binding. The record is from RefSeq and is a predicted model, not a curated record. The coding region runs from base 547 to 1821 and encodes 424 amino acids. Gene Ontology annotation, cellular component: cytoplasm; voltage-gated potassium channel complex. The transcript is spliced from 7 exons. NCBI's taxonomy places the organism in Eukaryota, Metazoa, Arthropoda, Insecta, Diptera, Psychodidae.